AUGCGCGCUCUGCCUGCCCAGAACGCGUCUGCCGGCGAGCAGCCGCCUCCCCCGGACUCCGAGGCCUUGCGGGACGCGCACGCAGUGCGGCCGGCGCGCAGGAGCGCGGUGGAGAGGCUCGCUGCGGACCGCGCCAAGUACGUUCGAGGCCUGCCGGGGGCCCAUCUGGACCCCGCUUCUGAGGGCCGCAGCCCUGGGACGCCCGUGGGGCAGCGCUGUGACCCGGCUGCUGCGGCCCGCGUCCCCGCGCCGGUGGCGCGCAGGGCGAUCGCGCGGAAGUCUCUGAGGCCUGACUCACUGGUCAUCUACCGGCAGAAAUGCGAGUUCGUCCGAGGGCCGGGUACCGACGGCCCCAGGGGAGGCCUGGUGAAGAAACUUUUCCAGGGACCGAGCAAAGACAAGGCGCCGGAGUCCUUCCAAACGCCCGGGGCGAGGGAGGACAGCCAUGCCGGCGGCAGGGAGGCCGCACCCGCAAAGCCUUUCCUGGUGGCUGCGACUGCGGCCCCAGUCGGUGCCGCGGGCCCAGAGCCCGGGGACCCCGCCCUGCCUUCAGCAGCGACCCCGGGGGGCCAGGCUUCGUGCGCUGGUAAGGAGCUGCUGGUGGCCAGACGUCGGGGGCUUCAGCGCUCGCAGUCAGACCUCAGCUCCCGCUACUCCCUGGCCAAGGCCGAGUUUGACACCUUCUUCCUGUACUGCGGCCUGGAUCCCGAGGUGGUAGAGGCUCUUGGGAAGGACAACUUCUCCGCAGGGUCCGAUUGUGUCGCCCUCAAGGUGCGUAGCGUAAGUGUGGCCACUUCCGACAGUGGCUUCUCUCGGCACAGCGACGAGGUCAACGAUGGGCUGCAGGAGGAGGAGCUCGUAGAGCAGGUGCCCAGCACUACCUCCGUGGUCGAGAGAAAUGCCCGCAUCAUUAAGUGGCUGUACACCUGCAAGAAGGCCAAGGAGACCCCCAGCCAGGGGCCUGCUUGA
Molecule: messenger RNA, 969 nt
Organism: Marmota flaviventris (yellow-bellied marmot)
Lineage: Eukaryota; Metazoa; Chordata; Mammalia; Rodentia; Sciuridae
Source: RefSeq, a predicted model, not a curated record